UUUGGAUAUCGUUAAAGAAGAGGUAGUGUAAGUUUCCGUCUUAUCAUGAAACUGUUAUUUGAAGGACAAUUAAGACUCUGUGUUGUUCAGCCAGUACAUCUUACAUCAGGGCUGCUCAUAUUUUUUAUCCUGAAGUCUAUCUCAUCUCUAAAACCUGCCCAACUUCCAGUUUACCAAAGGAAACCUUUUAUAGCUGCUUGGAAUGCUCCAACAGAUCUGUGUUUGAUAAAAUAUAAUUUUACACUGAAUUUGAAAAUAUUUCAGAUGAUUGGAAGCCCCCGGCUCAAAGACAGGGAACAAAAUGUUACUAUGUUUUAUGUCAACAAAUUGGGAUAUUACCCAUGGUACACAUCAGUAGGGGUCCCCAUCAAUGGGGGUCUUCCCCAAAGUGCAAGCUUACAAGGACAUCUGGAAAAGGCUGCCCAGGAUAUUAAUUAUUACAUCCCUGGUGAAAAUUUCAGUGGACUUGCUGUAAUAGACUGGGAAUAUUGGCGCCCACAGUGGGCCCGGAACUGGGACUCAAAGGAUAUCUACAGACAAAAGUCAAGAAGACUUAUUUCUGAUAUAAAAGAGAACAUAUCCGUUACUGAUAUUGAAUAUUUAGCCAAAGCAACUUUUGAGAAAAGUGCAAAAGCUUUCAUGGAGGAAACUAUCAAAUUGGGAAUCAGGAGCCGACCCAAGGGUCUUUGGGGUUAUUAUUUAUAUCCUGAUUGCCACAAUUAUAAUUUUUAUGACACAAACUAUACUGGGUCAUGCCCAGUAGAGGAAGUUCUGAGGAACGAUGAGCUCUCUUGGCUCUGGAACAGUAGUACUGCUUUGUAUCCUGCUAUUUCUAUCAAGAAAUCCUUAAGAGAUAGCGAACGCACUUUGCACUUCUCACAAUUUCGGGUACAUGAAUCAAUGAGGAUCUCUACCAUGACAUCACAUGAUUAUGCUCUGCCUGUAUUCAUCUACACUCGGCUGGGAUACAGAGAGGAACCUUUGCUCUUUCUUUCCAAGCAAGACCUAAUUAGUACCAUAGGAGAAAGUGCUGCAUUGGGAGCUGCAGGCAUUGUCAUUUGGGGAGACAUGAAUUUAACUUCAUCUGAGGAGAACUGUUCAAAGGUGAACCACUUUGUGAAUUCUGAUUUUGGGAGCUACAUAAUCAAUGUGACCAGAGCAGCUGAGAUGUGCAGUUACCACCUUUGCAAGAAUAACGGGAGGUGCAUACGGAAGACAUGGGAAGCACCCCAUUACCUCCAUCUGAACCCUGCAAGUUACCACAUCGAGGCCUCUGAGGAUGGAGAAUUCAUAGUGACAGGAAGAGCAUCAGAAGCAGACCUAGCUGUGAUGGAAGAGAAUUUUCAGUGUCACUGUUACCAGGGCUAUGAAGGGGCUGAUUGCAGAGAAAUGAAGGAAGCCAAUGGCUGCUCUGGGAUCCCCCUUUUCUCUAGCUCAGUAAUAACAUUGUAUCUGCUAGUUCUAGCCAGUUAUCAAUGCAUUCAGCUGUGACGUGAUUGAGUUUAAAGGGAAUUGUGUCCUCUUAAGUACAGUGUUAGGGAACAGAUGGAUUUCAUAUUUUUUUCUCUUAUGGGUUCCUCUGAGAGGUACUAUAAGUCAACAUGUGUGUCACAACAUAAAUAGGAACCUAUUACUUUAUUUGCUACACUUUGGUUUAAAAACCAGAUGGAGGAGAAAAAAGUAAUGUAUACUGUUUUCUUACUUGAAUAUUUAAAUUGUAUUUAAAUCAAAUUUUAUUCUUUUUCUAAUUGUA
Peromyscus eremicus (cactus mouse) is the source of this 1753-nucleotide messenger RNA. RefSeq names its product hyaluronidase 4 (gene Hyal4). Bases 46 to 1491 code for a protein of 481 amino acids. Gene Ontology annotation, biological process: hyaluronan catabolic process; carbohydrate metabolic process. The transcript has 3 exons. Gene Ontology annotation, molecular function: hyalurononglucosaminidase activity. The record is from RefSeq and is a predicted model, not a curated record. NCBI's taxonomy places the organism in Eukaryota, Metazoa, Chordata, Mammalia, Rodentia, Cricetidae.